Messenger RNA from Morone saxatilis (striped sea-bass), 6939 nucleotides. It is a transcript of the gene ankrd50, whose product is annotated as ankyrin repeat domain 50. NCBI's taxonomy places the organism in Eukaryota, Metazoa, Chordata, Actinopteri, Moronidae. The coding region runs from base 922 to 5202 and encodes 1426 amino acids. Gene Ontology annotation, molecular function: protein binding. The record is from RefSeq and is a predicted model, not a curated record. The transcript has 5 exons.
GUGUUUGGAGGCGGAGAGUCAGUCAGCUCACUGUGGAGCUGUGUCGGGCAGCAGGAGGAGCCGACACCGACAGAAAGGACCGAGUCAAAGAAAGACGGCAACGUCGCUCUAAUGCACGAAGACGGGCUUUGAACCUCACCGGAGGAAACGGUCGGCUGCUUCACGUGAGGGUUUACCGAGGACAGAAAGGGUGUUGACUCUACGGACACAGCAACCCCCCCUCCAAAAAAAACAAAAAAAAAACACAACAGCAAGAGGAAUCGGCAAGAGGGAAGGAGCCAGGCUUAGUAUGUUAUUGGAGAAAUUGACUGUGCACUGGCAGCCUCCUGCAUGUUAAUGUAAUGGAAACGCGCCUUGGUCACCCCCGGUAGCAUCUGAAAUGCAUCAGCGGAAAUAUAUCAGCAACUCCCAUGGCUAAUUGUAUCAAGCGGUGGUGGCUCGAGUUGGCCAGCGGACGCACUCAAGAGCCGGGUGCCCUGCCAUGCCCAGCGCCAUGCUAAAGCAACACACUCAUAAUAACAAGGAGCACUCCGUUCAACCAGUGGGAAAGCUGUGGAAAAAGUUGGUGGAAAAUCUAUGGUUUGAGCCUCAAUUUUGAUUUCCUUUUUUUUUUUUUUUUUUGGAAUUUUGACCUAGAUAUUCUGUAACGCAACAUAGCUCGGCCGCUUCCCCUGCCAUCUGCGCCGGCUCUGCUUCUUUCUCCACUUUUCACUCAAGUUGCAUUCACUGUGGCUCCUCCUUCGCAUCGGCCCCCGAGGACGCGCUAGACUGCUCCCUGCUUUCUGAGAGGCGCGCUUUCAGCCCGACGAAAUGGAUGUUCGACUUUACUGCCGGCCUUCGUUGCAGUUGCGAAUGUGAGGGGCAGGAUGAAGGGACCCCUAUGAAGAGGAGGAAUAGGUGGAACAGCAGCACUAUAUCAAAAUGGCCCAAACCAGUUUGCUGCAGGGGAAGCGCUUUUACUGCCGGGAGUGGGUCUUCCACAAGAUCCAGCAUUGCCUCCAGGAGAAAACCAACAACCUCAGUGGAGUGACCAGCACUCCCAGUAAGCAGCCCCCGCCGGCGCCCGGUGGGGUUGCGUCCAACCCUGGCACUCUGACAUCAGGAUCCACAAAGUCAGGUACCUCCUGGGGGGUGUUGCUGGUGGGGGGGCCCGGCAGCGGGAAAACCGCGGUGUGCACGGAGCUGUUGUGGCCCACGUCGGCGCAGGGAACGCACCGGGGUCUGCACCAACAGAGCCUGGCGUUCCACUUCUGCCGGGCGGACGACUCGGACACGCUGUGCGUCGGCGGGUUCAUCCGAGGCCUGGUGGGCCAGAUCUGCCGCAGCGGGCUGGUGCCGGGGUACGAGGAGAAGGUGCGCGACCCAGCUGUGCAGAGCACUCUGCAGCCCGGGGAGUGUGAGAGGAACCCCACAGAGGCUUUCAAGAGAUGUGUCCUCCUGCCUCUGCUGAGCGUUAAGCCUCCUCAGCAGUCUCUCUUCCUGAUGGUGGACUCCAUCGAUGAAGGCUGUCAGCUGGGUGAGGGGGAGCAGAGGUCCUCCCCCGGCUCCCCCAGGACCAUCGCUGAGCUCCUGGCCUGUCAUCACGAGUUCCUGCCUCCCUGGCUGCUCCUCAUCUGCUCCGCACGACGACAGAAUAAGGCCAUUACUAAACUGUUCACAGGAUUCCGCAAAAUCAGCCUUGAUGAUCUGCGCAAGGCCUACAUUGUCAAGGAUGUGCAGCAGUACAUCCUCCACAGGCUGGACCAGGAGGAGGCCCUGAGGCAGCACCUGACCAAGGAGACAGCCGAGAUGCUCAACCAACUCCACAUCAAAAGCAGUGGCUGCUUCCUCUACCUGGAGCGUGUGCUGGAUGGCGUGGUGGAGAACUUUAUCAUGCUUCGCGAGAUACGUGACAUCCCUGGCACUCUCAACGGCCUCUACCUGUGGCUCUGCCAGAGACUAUUUGUCAGAAAACAGUUUGCCAAAGUCCAGCCCAUCCUUAAUGUAAUCCUGGCCACUUGCAGGCCACUCACGGUCAAGGAACUGUACCACGCAGUCUGGACCAAAAACAUGACACUGACUAUGGAAGAAUUUCAGAAAAAGAUGGACAUUCUCUCCAAGUUGUUGGUUGAUGGCCUUGGGAGUACUAAAAUCCUUUUUCACUACAGUUUUGCAGAGUGGUUACUGGAUGUUAAGCAUUGUACCCAGAAGUACUUGUGCAAUGCAGCAGAGGGACAUAGGAUGUUGGCAAUGAGUUACACUUGCCGGGCAAAGCAGCUCAAACCACUCGAAGUGCAGGAAUUUGCACUGCACCUUGUCAAUUCCAAUCUGCAGAUUGAGCCAUUUAAUCUUGCUCUUUGGAUGGUUUGGAAUGGAACUCCUGCUAAAGACUCUCUGACCACCUCUAUACCAAGAGAACAGGAGGUCCUGCAACUUCUGGUCAAAGCUGGUGCUCAUGUAAACAAUGAGGACGACCACGCGUCAUGUAUUGUACAACAGGCCCUGGAAAGAGAGGACUCAAUACGGACAUUACUUGACAACGGGGCAUCUGUAAACCAGUGCGACUCCAGUGGGAGAACUCUGCUGGCCAACGCUGCAUACAGUGGAAACCUCGACGUGGUCAACUUGCUCAUAUCAAGAGGGGCAAACAUGGAGCUAGAAGACAACCAUGGACAAACGGCACUUACUCUUGCUGCGAGGCAGGGCCAUACCAAAGUGGUCAACUGCCUAAUUGGUUGUGAGGCCAACAUAAACCACACAGAUCACGAUGGAUGGACAGCCCUUCGCUCAGCAGCUUGGGGUGGACACUCCGAGGUUGUAUCUGCUCUGCUUUAUGCCGGUGCCAAAGUGGACUGUGCUGAUGCAGAUGGUAGAACGGCUUUGAGAGCUGCUGCUUGGGGAGGCCACGAAGACAUAGUGUUAAACCUUCUUCAGCACGGGGCUGAGGUCAACAAGGCAGACAAUGAAGGAAGAACAGCUCUCAUUGCUGCAGCAUACAUGGGACAUCGGGAGAUUGUUGAGCACCUCUUGGACCACGGGGCCGAAGUUAAUCAUGAAGAUGUGGAUGGGAGGACUGCCCUCUCAGUCGCUGCUCUCUGUGUUCCGGCAAGUAAAGGCCAUGCUUCUGUUGUGAGCCUUCUGAUUGACAGGGGAGCAGAGGUCGACCACUGUGAUAAAGACUGCAUGACUCCCCUCCUGGUGGCUGGCUAUGAAGGACAUGUCGAUGUAGUUGAUUUGCUCCUGGAAGGUGGAGCUGAUGUGGAUCACACAGACAAUAACGGUCGUACUCCUCUUCUUGCUGCUGCAUCAAUGGGCCACGCCUCUGUUGUCAACACAUUGCUUUUUUGGGGGGCUGCUGUUGAUAGCAUCGACAGUGAGGGAAGGACGGUCCUGAGCAUUGCAUCGGCUCAGGGUAACGUGGAGGUGGUCAGAACUCUGCUGGACAGAGGUCUGGACGAGAAUCACAGGGACGAUGCAGGCUGGACCCCGCUACACAUGGCUUCGUUUGAGGGCCACCGCCAAGUGUGCGAUGCCCUUAUCGAGCAAGGUGCUCGUUGUACAGAGGUUGAUAAUGAUGGUAGAAUACCGCUGAUAUUAGCUGCACAAGAGGGACAUUAUGACUGUGUGCACAUUCUUCUGGAAAACAAGUCAUGCAUUGACGAGAGGGGAUAUGAUGGGAGGAAUGCUCUCAGGGUGGCUGCACUAGAAGGCCACAGGGACAUCGUUGAACUGCUGCUGAGCCACGGUGCUGACAUAGAUUACAAAGACGCAGAUGGUCGCCCAACACUCUACAUAUUGGCACUUGAAAAUCAGCUGGCCAUGACAGAGUAUUUCCUUGAAAAUGGAGCAAAUGUGGAAGCUUGUGACACCGAGGGCAGAACGGCCCUCCACGUGUCCUGCUGGCAAGGGCAUGUUGAAAUGGUGAGGCUGCUGAUUAACUAUCAUGCUGAUGUGAACGCCUGUGACAAUGAGAAGCGAUCUGCCCUCCAGUCUGCUGCAUGGCAAGGACACCCAAAAGUGGUGCAGUUUUUGAUAGAAAACGGCACCCAUGUGGAUCAUACAUGCAACCAGGGAGCAACAGCACUAGGCAUAGCUGCACAAGAGGGUCACAUUGACGUUGUGCAAAUACUUCUUGAAAAUGGCGCUGACCCCAACCACGCUGAUCAGUUUGGACGCACAGCAAUGAGAGUGGCAGCCAAAGGUGGCCAUACAAUGAUCAUAAAACUUCUGGAAAAGUAUGGGGCCACAACUCUAAAUGGCUGCAAUCCCUCCCCAGUACACACCAUGGAAGAAAAAACCCCAUUGGCGGUAACUGGCAAAAUGCAGUCACUUACCAUUAAAUCAAGUAGCUCUGGAAGCACCGGGGCAGGAGAUAUGCAGUCGUCUGGACGUGGUUUACCCAACGGACCUGUCCAUGCUUUCAGUUCGCCAUCAGAAUCUCCUGAUUCCACAGUAGAUAGACAGAAAUCUUCUCUUUCAAAUAAUUCCCUCAAGAGUUCGAAGAACUCCUCCUUGAGAACCACAUCAUCCACAGCCACAGCACAGACUGUGCCGAUCGACAGUUUUCAUGGACUGACGUUCACAGAACAAAUCCAACAGCACUCACUGCCUCGCAGUCGGAGCAGACAGUCUAUCGUGUCCCCUUCCUCCACUACUAAGUCCAUUGGUCAGCAGCCAUCAUCUCCAUCCAAUGACUUUGACUGGUCUCAGUUAAAACCUGGUCUCAAGUCAACAAAGGGAAGUAAGACCGGAAAUGGGACAUCAAAUGGUAAAGGAGCACUAGGAGACAAGAAAAAAGGCAAGAACAGCGGAUCCACUCAAGGUCAGGUUCUGGAGUACGAGAUGACACAGUUUGACAAGAGGAUUGCCCUCAACAAAUCAGUAGCAAACAUCGCAGUGAAGGAUCCCCAUUGCAAGAUCAUGAUUGGUGGUUCAGUUCGGCAGGAAAGGGGGCAAGGCCAAGAUCAAUUCUUUAUCCAGCAGCAGAGCUGUUCUGAGAAGAGGAGGAAUGGCAUCAUGACCAACCCCAACUAUCAUCUACAGGGUAAUCAGGUUUUCCUGAGUAGGGUAUCAGUUCCCCGGACUGUACAGAACAGAGGCCACCAGGAUGUUCUAGAGAACUAUCCCAUAGGGGAAACCGAGCUAAGCCUUAAACAAGCCCUGAAACUGCAGAUUGAAGGAUCAGACCCUGGGUUUAACUACAAAAAGGAGACUCCAUUAUAGCUGAUGUCUUGAAUGCCAUUCGUCAUGGAGGGAAUGUGCCAAAGCAACUGUUUUCAUCUGCAUUAAAAUAUUGUUCUCAUCAGUGGGAGACCUCAAAAUACCUAGGGACGAUUGUUGACUGCUGCCUAAGGCUUAUGUGAACUGAUACAUCGAUGUGCCUACAUCUGUUACAGCCUUCUUCAUGUAUUCGUGCAAACUAUCAUUUUAAUUUAAUGUUAUGCUAUUUAAUAAACAGUGUAUGCACUUUUAAAAGAGUAAAAUGACAGACAUGCAUUUGUUCUAUUUACUUUGUUUGUAUCCCAUCCAUGUUGUUGAGUAAUUGUUUGAGAGAAACAUACCAAUGCUUUUUUAUUAUUUUGUAUUAUGUUUGUUCUGUCUACUUUUUCACACUGACAGCAAUGUACCACUGAGUACAUUGUCACAAACCACAGGACAUAACAGUAACUGAUGCCAUGGUAUGAAUUUAAGCGCAUUGAUAGUCUGCCUUUCUAGAGACCCCAAAUACUCUGUGUUAACCUUGAUCAGUGUGCUAAACCUAUGUUGUGUGUAAUAUGUUAAUAGCUAUGGCAAUUUACUUCACAAGUAUAUACAAGCAUAUUUAUUUUUGGAAAAAAGCCACUUUUGCUGCAUUUUGUGUUGCAUUACGCUCUACCAUGGUGCUGUGUUCAGAAGUUGCCUGCAGUUAUUUUGGACUCCCAGUUUUGUUGGCUUUGUGCGUUUGUGUAUUACAAAUAUCUAAGAAAGGAGGUGCAUAGAAAAUGUAAAAAAAAAAAGUUCAUUUUGUCCCUAUGGGAUUUUUCGGUUGCUUGUGUGUGAUUAUUUUGUGUGUGCUUAAAAAAAUAUUUAAAUAACCCAUUGUGUACCGUCGGCAAAAGUUUGGUGCUAAGUGCAGCGAUUUCAAGUGAAAGCAGCGAUUUAAAGAAAAGCAUUUGUCUGCAGAGUUACACGUAUAUAACCUACUGCAAUGCAAGAAACAAAAUCCAAGCUUUGUUUCCUUCUUGUCAUGUGGUUAAUUUCCAGUUAUUCCUGCUGGAUUUUUCAGGGGCAUGACGCAUAACGGCUCAAAAAGGGUUCAGCCAUUAAGACAACUCAUAGCUGUGAAUGAUAUUGUUUGAAAUGCAGAGUUGUAAAGCCAAAGUUGAAACAUCCGAACUGUGUCCCACCUUCUCCCUGUGAGAAGCUGCAUAUCAGUUCAACAGGACUUAACCCCACGGGAGAUGGAGGGGAGGAGGUGCUCGACUGUGACGCUGAGGGAACUGAAACAUCUGUUUCUCAUGAACUGUGCAGAGCUGCAUUAGCGUUUACAGACUGUCAUAUUUUUGCAGGCUUUUCAUAUUGUCAACAGUGAGCUAUUUUUUGCCAAGAGCUGGGAUCGGGGGGGUAGAAACCUAUCGCAUGCACACUUAUAAGCCCUAGUGAAAGCUCUCAGCUCUUCAGUACUACAGUAGCUCAAUCGUAUGCCAUGAAGGGUCAUAGAAGGAUUCAAGGCAAGAUCGGGUCUAGGAAACAGUGUUGGAGAACAUACUGUAUAGUCUUAUUAUUAAGCAGUUAUCUUGUUUGUCUUGACUGUGUUUUGUCUGUCAUCUUUGAUUUGACUGUCAGUGAUUGGGUUGUAAAUAGCUUACCAUGUACAUUCAACUUUCAUUUAAAAAGAAUUCCUGUAUUAUAUGAAGUGGAAUUUUCUGAUGUAUAUUAAAGUGCUUAAUAAACAUAUUUGCUUUACUGCUGAACAACAAA